Aplysia californica (California sea hare) is the source of this 953-nucleotide messenger RNA. Its product is annotated as L-galactose dehydrogenase. NCBI's taxonomy places the organism in Eukaryota, Metazoa, Mollusca, Gastropoda, Aplysiida, Aplysiidae. The record is from RefSeq and is a predicted model, not a curated record. Gene Ontology annotation, molecular function: L-galactose dehydrogenase activity. Gene Ontology annotation, cellular component: cytosol.
UGCAUGCAUCUUGAAAUGGUUCUUACCAAGGUAUUUGUUUUUUUCAGAUCACUUCCAGAUACUUACACUGAGGGUUUCCAUGACGUCGAAGACCUGAAGCGAAUGCCAUAUCGUUCGCUGGGUAUCACGGGCCUUCGUGUAUCAGCACUCAGCUUUGGUGCCAGUUCUCUGGGCAGUGUGUUCCGAGCCACGGAUGAUGCUGAGUCAGCACAAGUGCUCACGCACGCCAUCAAGUCUGGGAUCAACUACGUGGACACAGCACCUUGGUAUGGACAUGGCAAGUCGGAGACUGUGCUCGGCAAAAACCUGCCGUCUAUACCCCGUUCUAGCUACUACUUGGCCACCAAAGUUGGCAGAUAUCUGCCUGAAGUGGACAAAAUGUUUGAUUUCAGUGCAGAGCGUACGCUGCGAAGUGUGGACGAAAGUUUGGCCAGGCUUAAUGUAGACUAUGUGGAUAUCAUACAGGCAGAUUCUCGCCGCCUUCCAAACUACGAAACAGUCUAUCUGAAGGCCAUAUACAGUGUGUUGUAUGAUUCUGGGCUGAAGACUGUUCUUGAAAGGAGUUCUGUAAAAAUUGAUGCCAUCCUGACCUACUGUCGAGGAUCCAUGAAUGACAACUCACUCAAGGACUGGCUACCUUAUUUUAAGGAUAAAGGAGUGGGUGUGGUGAAUGCAUCGCCCAUCAGCAUGGGUCUACUCACUUCCCGCGGACCACCACAGUGGCACCCAGCUAAACCUCACAUCAAAGAAGCCUGCGCUAAUGCUGCCAGCUACUGCAAGGAGCAAGGAGUUGAUAUCUCUCGACUGGGCCUACGCUUCACUCUUGACCAAGAGGACAUUCCAACAACUCUAGUCAGCACAGCCAGCUUGGAGAACCUGAAGAAGAAUUUGCAGUGUGUAUACGACCCCUUGACUGAACAGGAGCAGCAGGUGCUCCAGGAUGUUAUGAGCAA